AUGGAAUAUGCACCCUGCUUCCUAAAGUCAGACCCUUUAGAGGUUUUAGAAGAUCUUAAGGCACUAGAGGGCUCUAAACUGCAUCAAGUUAUAAGUAAAUAG
Messenger RNA from Fusarium pseudograminearum CS3096, 102 nucleotides. RefSeq lists its product as uncharacterized. The transcript has 6 exons. The coding region runs from base 1 to 102 and encodes 33 amino acids. NCBI's taxonomy places the organism in Eukaryota, Fungi, Ascomycota, Sordariomycetes, Hypocreales, Nectriaceae. The record is from RefSeq and is a predicted model, not a curated record.